Aureobasidium pullulans EXF-150 is the source of this 1292-nucleotide messenger RNA. Its product is annotated as Aldo/keto reductase. The transcript has 7 exons. Bases 294 to 1292 code for a protein of 332 amino acids. The record is from RefSeq and is a predicted model, not a curated record. NCBI's taxonomy places the organism in Eukaryota, Fungi, Ascomycota, Dothideomycetes, Dothideales, Saccotheciaceae.
CAGUCUUGGUGAUCUCCUUGAUCAAUUGCAUGAAGACCAACAACAUCCUGCCUUUUGACAGCGUUCUGUGCCCAUACAUCCGCGAUGCGAUGUAUGAGUCAAAACUACUACUCAGACGGAUACCACUUCAUGAAGACAAGUAGGCACUCUUGAUAGGUCUUAGGGAGUUUUUUUGCCGGCAGGAGCGUUCCAUGCGAGCUACGCCGUAAUGAAAAUGAUAUCCGGAACUCCAAAUCACAGGAACGAAACGUGUUGCGGAAGCAGCGACCCUAACAUUUCACCAGAUCUGACUUAUGCCGCUUUCCAUCCACCUUCACAGUUCAGUAUUGAUCACCUCAACCAUCAUAUCAUCAAUUAUUACCCAGAAUCGAAUAUCAAUAUCCAAGAUGGCCGUCGUCGCCAAUAUACUAGAAACCCGCCAACAUCUAAUGCCGGCCAUCAAGUUUUGGGUUUCUCCUUUGUGCCUCGAACUCGAACCUUCCGAUCUUGGCAACUCAACACCGGGAUACCGCGAAAGAGUUAUACUCUUCGACAUCCUGAACGCCUUUCACCAGGCUGGUGGCAGUUUCAUAAACAUAGCCAGCAAUCCACAAAAACCAUGGAUUGAAAAAACAAUAGGGUACUGGAUGAAGAUGCGAAAUACUCGCAAGGACAUGAUUAUUGCAAUAAGUUCCGAGAGUGGGGCCAAAGAAGACUCGAUCAUGGACUCGCUCGAAAGUUCUUUGCGCAGACUAGAUAGACCUUGGGUUGACAUAUUCUACGUUCACCAGUGUGACGCCGCGGCAACACUUACCAAGAUGAUGGUACCUCUGACCUCUGCUGUCAAGGCUACUCAUAUCAGAUUCUUGGGCGUUUCAGAUACCCCUGCCUGGUAUGUGGCAGAAGCAAACUGCUACGCCUAUUACGCUCGUCUCUGUCGAUUUGUCGUGUAUCGCGGGACAUGGUCUGCCUACUCUCGCGACUUCGAACACGAGAUCCAGCCAAUGUGCAAAACCCAUGAAUUAGGUGUGACACUAUGUGAUAUUCCUGAAGAAGCUGAAGCCAUAAGAAAAGUUGCCACAAAGGCGGAUGCGACCAUCGCCAACACUGCUUUGGCAUACAUGAAGCAUGUAUCCCCAGAAGCCGUUCCCAUUGUCCGCGUAAGCAGCGUCAAACAACUCGAAAGCCGCGUCCAGGCCUUACAUAUCAAGAUUACAGCAAGCGACAUACGCCAGACCGCUGCUGCUGCAAGGAUCCGUCCCAUCUUUUCUCAUGAACCGCUCCCCUACACACGGCAACAGGACGCUGCCUAA